AUGAGCAUUAAAGCUUUGGCGGAUCUAAUAGGCGAAUUCGACGGGACACCAGAUAUGUUGAGCGUGUUGAAGAGGCAACUGAUUUUCAUAAAAACGGCACAUGAUCUCAGCGAUGAUGAAGCAAAAAUACUAAUCGGCAUGAAGUUAAAGAAGAGGGCAUUCGAGUGGUUGCACUCGAGAGCGGAGCAUUUGGAAAUGACAUUCGAUUCAUUGGUUACUGAGAUUGAGCGUAUGUACAAGCCCCAAAGUAGCGUAAUAGAGCAGCGGAAGAAAUUUGAAGGUAGGCUGUGGAGAAAGGGUGAGUCAUUCAGAGAUUAUGCGCAUGAUAAAAUUGUUAUUGGUAAUCGCAUACCUAUUCCAAGUAAAGAUUUGUUAGAAUAUUUAAUUGAGGGCAUAUCUGUCCUGUGCAAUCAGGCAAGAAUGCAGCAAUUCUCAAUUCUCGUGUCACUCAUAGAAGCAUUCGAUAGGAUCAAGCUAGGAGAAUCAUUGAUAUCGACGGAGGUCAGGUCGGUACGCGGUGGUAAAAGUUCGGCAGCGGCGAAAGUCAAGACGCAGGGACCGAAAUGCUUUGGCCGCAAUGAGUAUGGUCACAUUGCAUCCAAAUGUCCACGGAAGCUAGAAGUUCCAAGGCAGUCAAAUAUUGUGACGUGCACAGCACGGAAGCAGUAUACCAAAAACGUAACAAUUGGCGAACGUGCCAUCGAUGCCUUAAUUGAUACUGGUAGCGACUUAACUUUGAUGUACUACGAUGAGUACCUAAAGCUCGGGUCUCCUAGACUACGGCGAUGCAAGCUACGCUUCGCUGGGUUAGGCUCAUCCUCACAUACUGCAAUUGGUGAGUUUGAUACUAAAAUACAAAUAGAUGGGCAUCUGUUUCCAAUACGAAUUUGCGUUAUUUCCGAUAGGUUGCCAAGCCAUCGUCAUCUUAUUGGAACAGAUUUUCUUGAGAAGAGGAACUUUCAUGCGAAGAACAGGCUCAUUUGCAUUGAUGCAGACGAAGAUGACGAGGUAGCUGAAAUUAUGCAAAUCAAUUUAUGCGAAGAGGAUAGUAAAGAAGAGGUGAGAUUGUCUCACAUCGAGAACGACGACAUGAAGGCGGAGGUUCGAAAGUUAGUUACCGAGUAUCAGCCUAGAAAGACGAUCGAAACGACGGUUAGCAUGAGGCUUGUGCUCAAGGACAAUGAGCCCGUGUAUCAAAAGGCGAGGCGACUGCCGCCUAUUGAAAGAGAUAUAGUCAACAAGCAGGUUGCGGAGUGGGAGAGCCAGGGAAUAGUUAGACCAUCUUCAUCCGACUACGCCAGUCCCGUGGUACUUACCAAAAAGAAGAAUGGUUCACAUCGGCUUUGGGUCGAUUACAGGCUUUUAAACAGAAAAAUCGUUAGGGAUCGAUUCCCGCUGCCCUUGAUCGAAGAUCAGCUAGAUCGACUCCAGGGCGCAAAGAUGUUCAGUACCUUGGACCUGAGGAAUGUGUUCUUCCAUGUAAGGGUCGAAGACGCUAUCGUAAAAUACACCUCCUUCGUUGUGCCAGAUGGGCAGUUUGAGUUUUUGCGCGUGCCGUUUGGACUCUGCAACUCUCCACCGGUGUUCCAGAGGUAUAUAAACGCUGUUUUUCGUGACGCCAUCCGUGAGGGAAUCGUGCUGACAUACAUGGAUGACCUAAUAGUCAUCUCUGCGGACUACGUCGACGGUUUAGAGCGGCUGAAACGAGUGUUAGGCAUUGCAUCGAUAGCAGGACUCGAUAUCAAUCUGGAGAAAUGCCAGUUUCUUACAAGACGCGUCGAGUUUUUGGGCCACAUCAUUGAAGAUGGAAUGGUGAAGCCGUCUGAGACGAAGAUCGAAGCCGUGAAGCAUUUUCCUAAGCCAACAACUGUUCGACAAGUACAAGCCUUCCUAGGCUUAACAGGCUACUUUAGAAAGUUUAUCCCAGACUAUUCACGAAUAGCGCAUCCCCUAUCCAAUCUGUUGAGAACAAAUGUUACUUUUAAAUUCGACGAUGCUGAGGUGCAUGCUAUGGAUGAACUGAAGACGUACUUGACCAGCCGACCAGUGCUAAGCCUAUAUAGAACAGGAGCUAGGACCGAACUUCACACGGACGCCUCUAAAGACGGGUAUGGAGCGAUACUAUUGCAAGAGGAUGCGGACGACGGACUGAUGCAUCCAAUCUAUUUUGCCAGCGCAGAGCGGAAAGCCGGUAAAUCGGAAGGAUUCCUCCAUCCAAUAGACAAGGGGAACUACCCUUUUCACACGUUCCAUGUGGACCACUUGGGUCCGCUGCCAUCGACAAGAAAAUCAUAUCGCCACAUCUUUGCUGUCAUCGACGCUUUCACAAAAUUUGUUUGGUUAUAUGCGACUAGGUCAACAACAGCAGCGGAGGUCAUCGCACGGCUACGGAAUCAAGCAUAUGCAUUUACCAAUCCAAGACGCAUCGUUAGUGACCGCGGCACCGCUUUCACUUCGAAAGAGUUCGCGGAAUAUUGCCGUGUUAACAACGACGGGCAUCCCGAGAGCUAA
Messenger RNA from Rhagoletis zephyria (snowberry fruit fly), 2511 nucleotides. RefSeq lists its product as uncharacterized. The record is from RefSeq and is a predicted model, not a curated record. Lineage: Eukaryota; Metazoa; Arthropoda; Insecta; Diptera; Tephritidae. Gene Ontology annotation, molecular function: nucleic acid binding; aspartic-type endopeptidase activity. Gene Ontology annotation, biological process: DNA integration; proteolysis.